This is a messenger RNA of Branchiostoma floridae (Florida lancelet), 3282 nucleotides long. RefSeq names its product very low-density lipoprotein receptor-like. The record is from RefSeq and is a predicted model, not a curated record. Bases 207 to 2771 code for a protein of 854 amino acids. The transcript has 13 exons. Gene Ontology annotation, molecular function: calcium ion binding; protein binding. NCBI's taxonomy places the organism in Eukaryota, Metazoa, Chordata, Leptocardii, Amphioxiformes, Branchiostomatidae.
GGGAAGGCGCGUGACUAAGUCUGCGUGUGUGGGGCGGUUUCAGGGCGGCCCGCCGGCCGGUUUCCCGCCAAUCCCAGCACCACAACAAAAACGUCAGCGGCCCGCCAGUAGCCAGACAUUACUACAACUGCAACGCCGGAGACGCACGUUUUUACGCACCGAGGAAUUUUCCCGACUCCUUUUUAUUAUUCCUGAGGACCACAGCGAUGAGACUAGGGGACUUGUUCGCGAUAGCUGUGUGCUGUGGACUGUUGGUGUUGUCGAGAAUACCGGGAUCGAGAGCGGACGCUCACUGCGGUUCAUCCCAAUUCACAUGCCACAACGGACGGUGUAUUCCCUCAUCAUGGAAAUGCGACGAAGAUGACGACUGUGGAGACAAUUCUGACGAGACCGACUGCCCUGUGAGAACAUGCUCAGACAGCGAGUUUACCUGUGACGACUCCAAGUGCAUCCCAUCGCGGUGGCAGUGUGACGGGGACAACGACUGUGCCGAUGGCUCAGACGAAAAGCCAGACAUUUGCAACCAGCGGACCUGCCGGUCAGACCACUUCAGCUGCGAGGAGAAUGGAGGCGGAAUCUGCAUCCCGCGGACGUGGGUGUGCGAUCGGGACGCCGACUGCGAGAACGGCCGUGACGAGGAGGGCUGCGACCAGCUGACCUGUGACCCCACCGAGCACACGUGCGACAACGGGAAGUGCAUCACGGUGCGCUGGGUGUGCGACCAGGACAACGACUGCGGCGACAACUCCGACGAGAAGAACUGCCCGACCCCGACCUGCUCAACCAAUGAGUUCAUGUGUAACAACUCCUACUGCAUCCCCAGACGCUGGCUGUGCGAUGGCGACUUCGACUGUUUGGAUCUCUCCGACGAGAAGGACUGUCCCUCUGUUCCCCCUGGUACGGAGUGUUCUUCCCGCGAGUUCACCUGCAGUAACCGCGACUGUGUCCACAUCUCCUGGAAGUGUGACGGUGAUGAAGACUGCGCUGAUGGUUCUGAUGAAGUUGACUGCAUUCGCCAGUGUUCGGAAGACGAAUUCCAGUGUGACAACGGCCUCUGUAUCGCCGGCCCGCUUCAGUGCGACGGAAAGAGAGAUUGUGAUGACGGCAGCGACGAGCGAAACGACUGCCAGCCAAUCAUCAGCUGCGAUCCAACAAAAGAGUUCGAGUGCAUCAACUCGCAGACUGGCGUGCGGGAACAGUGCAUCCCGUUCAGCAAGGUCUGCGACGGUAACGACGACUGUUCGGACGGCUCGGACGAGCCUGGCCAGCAUGUUUGCAACGUGGAUGAGUGUGCAGUGAACAACGGCAGCUGUAUGGAAGGCUGCGUUAACACACCUCACUCCUACUACUGCACCUGUAAUGAUGGUUUUGACCUGCAGGAUGAUGGAAGGACGUGCAAGGACAAAGACGAGUGUGCCAUCUUUGGGACCUGCAGCCAGCUUUGCGAGAACACCCAUGGCGGGUACAAGUGCGAGUGCGUCGAUGGAUACACACUGGACCCACGCAACGGAUACUGCAAGGCUGACGGAGAAGAGGCAAAACUGAUCUUUGCAAACCGCCGUGACCUGCGAAUGAUUGACAUGGCGACUGGCGAGUACACGGAGCUGGUCAGCGACCUACGGAGUGCCAUCGCCACCGAUGUUGAUGUUCCGAACAAGCGCGUUUACUGGACUGACGUCGCAAGAGAACAGAUCUACAGCGCCCCAAUUGAAGCUGACUCUAACGGAGAGCGGUCCAAGGUUCGCCUGGUGUCCGAGGGAAUCCACACCCCUGACGGCGUGGCCAUUGACUGGAUCCAUGCCAAAAUGUACUGGACCGACACUGGCACCGACACCAUCUCUGUGGCCACCCUGGAUGGGAACAUGCGCAAGACUCUGUUCGCAACAGACCUGGAUGAACCAAGAGCACUGGCCCUGGAUCCAACUGAAGGGUUUAUGUACUGGUCAGACUGGGGCCAGCCAGCCAAGAUCGAGCGUGCGGGGAUGAACGGCUUCUUCCGUGAAGUCCUGGUCCAGUCCAACAUCGAGUGGCCAAACGGACUGACCCUUGACCUCCUGGGCAAGCGUAUCUACUGGGUGGAUGCCAAACUGCACACGAUCAGCUCUGUGACGACCACCGGCGCUGACCGCAGGACCAUCAUCCAGGAUGACGUCCUGCUGGCCCAUCCCUUCUCCAUCACUGUGUUCCAGGACACCUUGUUCUACACCGACUGGGAGUCUGAGUCCAUCCACAGUUUGAACAAGUUCACCGGAGGCGACCACAAAGUUGUCGGCAGUGACCUGUACUCCCCCAUGGACAUUACAGUGUACCAGUCCAAGAGACAAGUAUCAGGAACAAACUUUUGCGAGAACAACGGAUACUGCUCGGACUUGUGUCUGCCUGCCCCUCAGAUCAACGAGCACUCAGCUAAAUACACCUGCCUGUGUGAGGAUGGGCGCGAGUUGAUGGAUGACCACCGUACAUGCACAGGACGAGACCAGAUCCCCAUGCCCACAGGAGAAAGCCCGGCGGGCCAGACCGGCGGCAGCAUGCAGCCCGGCCACGUGGCCGCCAUUGUUAUCGCCGUGCUCGUCGCUCUCGUCGUCCUGGUGGCCCUCAUCGGCUUCUUCGCCUGGCGGUUCUUCCGGAGUACGAACAUGAAGUCAAUGAACUUUGAUAACCCCGUGUACCGCAAGACAACAGAGGACCAGUUCAGUCUACAGAAGCAUGCUCAGCCAACAGGACACUCCUAUCCCCCCAUAACCGCCCUCUCCACAGUAGAAGAACCAUAACAACCGUAUCUUAGCAUCCUGUACAAUGUUUAUUAUUUCCACAUGCUGCAGAAAUGUUUUUUGCAGUGCUAAAUAAUAAUAGUUUUGCCUGAACUUCUUUGCAGGCCUAGGGGAGUUUUCCAUCUCUGUUGCCAUGGCAAUGUGAGCUGCUACAGAACUUGUACAAUGUGUUUGUUUUUUUGUUUCUAAUUUAAAAGUUCUGUCUUGUGCGUGAUGCUUUAGUAGCGCUAGCGAUAUUUCCAUUAUUUAUGACGUACUCGUACCUACGUUUUUUGCUGUUUUGAGCAAAAAGUUAAAGAUGUUCCCUGUCUUCCUUGGUUGUAGUGUAGAAGUUUUGGUGGCCACUGUAAAUAUCAAAUGGAGCCAGGAAAUGGCAGAGCGCAUUUGGCACUCUUAUUUUGUAUUGUAGAGUGCCUUGGACAUGGUGAUAUUUAUGAAUAUCCAACAUUUUGCAACAUGCUUUCAAAACUAAGCCCGCAACUGAGAUGGAAAUAUUCUUAACUGUGUAAAA